Molecule: messenger RNA, 756 nt
Organism: Mesorhabditis spiculigera
Lineage: Eukaryota; Metazoa; Nematoda; Chromadorea; Rhabditida; Rhabditidae
Source: the annotation of a GenBank genome assembly
AUGCUCGACCAGCUGCCACUAGAAUUGCAGCAACGAAUUCUUCAGAAUCUCCACGAGCCGGAUGUCCGCUUCCGAUUCGCCCGUACCUCCAAAUCGAACUGGAAUUUGUUGAAGACCCUCCCCAGAAAAUGCCAACAUUUCUCGGUGAAAGCUGAUCAGAACUCAAUUGAAGUUUUUAUUUCACGAGGCAGAUUUAAAAGCCAUUUGAUAAGAAAUGUGAAUGUUCAGGAGCUACUUUUUGCCGGCGCUACGGUAGCGGAACUGAAGAUUUACGACCCGGAUUUUCGGCUAGACAACUUGAAAGCCGACCGGCUCGAAAUUGGUGAAGAGAUAGAAGAUGUCAUACCUAUUUUGAAACGAUUCCUACCCGCCGGAAAAUAUUCCCACGUCUGUCUUCACGCCCAAAACCCAAGCCUGGUGCUUUGCAAAUUCGGGACGAAGUAUAUCAAGGAGUUUUGGGAAAUCGGGACGAUCAACCUAAAAGGCUAUAUCCCUCUCAAAUGUCCCGAAAUACGAUUUUAUAUUCGACCGAAGGCGGCACAUCAAAUAGGAGCGUACAUCAAUGGCAUCAUUCAGGACUGGAUGAAUGGUAAUCGUAUAAUCAAGCGAAUUACCAUUUGCGCAAUGCCGAUUUGGAAGAUGGCCAACCAGUUCGAGCUCCAAAAAUGUUAUUUGAGGAAGGAUGGACGGAUUCUACAAGUUGCACUCGACCACAAUCGCGUACGAUGGAAAAUAUGGGCCUGGCAGCGUCACUGG